This is a messenger RNA of Nelumbo nucifera (sacred lotus), 1894 nucleotides long. RefSeq names its product zinc transporter 11-like. Gene Ontology annotation, cellular component: membrane. Lineage: Eukaryota; Viridiplantae; Streptophyta; Magnoliopsida; Proteales; Nelumbonaceae. Gene Ontology annotation, biological process: zinc ion transmembrane transport. The record is from RefSeq and is a predicted model, not a curated record. Gene Ontology annotation, molecular function: zinc ion transmembrane transporter activity.
GAUGAUGGCCGUCCCACUGCCAGACGGUCAGACCCCAUACCCAUUAGCUUCGAUUCGAGCUUCCUAUCCACUUUACUCCAAUAUUGGACAGGAUUUGGUCGGACCGGACUUAGUAAUUGAAAAUUCUCUGACCGUUGUUUUAGGGGGAGGCAGAGAUGGGUAGGCCUCUAGCGCGACGGAAACGACCACCAGGAUUCAGGAAGCAGGAAACCGUUGUUUUGUCCGCCUCGGCCUGGUGUGGUGUCUUUCCACUCUUCUCUUUCUAUGAUUCUCUUCUCUCUCUAGUCUCUCUCUACUCGUUCGUUGGUUUCGUGCAUAUUAAUAUACGCAGUAGACAGUACAAAGAAGAAGCAUUCAAUCCAAUACGAACUUAUUACCUCUUCGUUGAAUUUAGACCUCUCCUUCUCUCACCACCCAUCUCUAUAUGUACGUCGGACACUCAUACCCCUCCUCCUUGUUCUUCUUCUUCUGUGUAUACGCCAAUGCCUGCCGAGCCAUCUCUCCUCCUUCUCUUUCUCGUCCUCGUAAUUUCCGCCCAUGGCCAUGGCGACGACGCCGUCCCCUCACCGUCGUCAACCGAUGAACCCGAUCUGCGGUCCAAGUCCCUGAUCAUCGUCAAGGUUUGUUCUUUGUUCCUUGUUUUCAUCGGAACGUUUCUGGCGGGCCUAUCCCCGUGCCUCCUCAAGUGGAAUGAAAGGUUCCUCGUAUUGGGGAUUCAAUUCGCAGGUGGUGUGUUCUUAGGGACCGCCUUGAUGCAUUUCUUAAGUGAUUCAACCGACACGUUCAAGGAUCUGACAACUAAAGAGUACCCCUUUGCGUUCAUGUUGGCCAGCGUUGGCUAUCUGCUUACCAUGUUUGCCGAUUGCGUCAUUUCACAUGUUUAUAACAAACAGGGGAAUGAAGUUUGGGGCGAUGAUGUUGAGCCUCUAGGAGGUGCUGAGCCUCAGCCUAGUAGUAGGAAAUACACCGGCACCAGCAGCAGUAGCAGCCACGGAACAACCAGUCAAUCACAAUUUCAGGUGGUUGAUAACAGAAGAGAUGACCACUUGGACUUCGUGGAGACAUCUCUUGCGACUGUUCGUUCGUUAGGAGACAGCAUCUUGUUAAUCGUGGCAUUGUGUUUCCAUUCAGUAUUCGAAGGCAUCGCAAUCGGGGUUGCAGAGACAAAGGCCAAUGCUUGGAGAGCUGUAUGGACGGUCAGCCUGCACAAGAUAUUCGCAGCUGUUGGCAUGGGAAUAGCCCUGCUGCGGAUGAUCCCUGAUCGCCCUCUCUCAUCAUGUAUAGCCUAUGCGUUUGCCUUUGCUAUAUCAAGCCCCAGUGGGGUGGUCAUUGGGAUCGUCAUAGAUUCCACAACACGGGGCGUUGUGGCAGAUUGGAUAUAUGCCGUAUCCAUGGGACUGGCUAGUGGUGUCUUCAUCUAUGUCUGCGUCAACCACCUGCUAUCCAAGGGUUACACUUACACACCUCAGAGUCAGAGUCAGAGGGAUAGGCAUAGGCAGGGUGAAUCGUCAUUCUGCAAUUUCCUGGCCGUCUUGUCUGGGGUCGGAGUGAUCGCCGUGGUGAUGAUCUGGGACACAUACUAGCUAGAAGCUAGUGAGAGUUUCAAUUACCUGCCACCACCUCUGUUUUUUUCAAUUAGGAGAGACUAGCUAGUGUAGCUCCUAUCUCUGUUUUUCAAUCUGGGACACAUAGUCCAUCGAGUAAUGUCUUUGACUUCUGAAUUCCAAGUGAGACAAUCCAGCAAGAGACCCAUCUCAGAUUUAGUUAGAACCUAUAUUUGCCUAAUGCCUACUGGACCAGACUCUUUUUUUUCAUUACUCUCCAACUGUCAUAAUAUGUAUGUUUCAAGGAUGAUCUGUACAAUUGUUGAUCUCGAUUAAAUUUUGCAAAAUCA